UAAAAGAUGCCUCUUGUGGGUCUUGGAUCCUCAAGAGCAGGAAACAGAGGUGGGUGCCAAGGAUGCCAUGUACUUUAUCCAGGUCAAGGACCAGAAGCUGGCAGCAUUUAUGGACGAUAAGCAAUGCAACGGCCACAUCUACAAGAGCGAGGGACACGUCUAUUUCAUAUCCCAAAAUGUAAUAAAUAAUCAGGAUACCAUAGAGAUUGCUGAUGUGAACCAUAGCUCUAUUCCUACACACUCAUACCCAACGACUUUGACAAGAGCGUCACCGGGUGGUUAUCCUUCUGAGACAACAUCCUUAAAACCCAGGGUUCAUACCUAG
Molecule: messenger RNA, 325 nt
Organism: Acaulospora colombiana
Lineage: Eukaryota; Fungi; Glomeromycota; Glomeromycetes; Diversisporales; Acaulosporaceae
Source: the annotation of a GenBank genome assembly